Cyclocybe aegerita is the source of this 2070-nucleotide messenger RNA. The record is from the annotation of a GenBank genome assembly. NCBI's taxonomy places the organism in Eukaryota, Fungi, Basidiomycota, Agaricomycetes, Agaricales, Hemipholiotaceae.
AUGCCGAUCGUCCAGUUCGCGCCCUUUGCAUCUCUUGUCCAGCCAUCAUUAUGGCACAAGCUCACUGAGCUCAAGAUCGACAUCCUCAAGCUAUCCGACGCGGCCGUCCCCAUAACGGGCUCAUAUUCGAUCGGAAGGAGUGUUAAAGACAGAGAGACGGGACAAGAGAUCGCGUUGCCUUGCAACCUCACCAUUGGCUCAGAGUCUUUUGAGGAGGCCCACAAGCCACCACGCGGAUCCGUGUUUCCAGUUGGAACGCUCAAGAACUACAACACUAUCGAGGAUUUCAAAGCUGCUGACAAAACAACCCUCUUCAACUAUGAGGCUGAGCUAAUUUGGGAUCAUAUCCUCAAGACGCGAGAUACCGCCCAGUUGAAUCGCUUCUUGCUCAUCACAUUCGCCGAUCUCAAGAAAUACAAGUACUACUACUGGUUCGCGUUCCCUGCAUUCGUAUCGAAGCCGGCAUGGGAAAUCGGAGACGAAGGAUGGGCUAAUGCUGCUUCAGAGUUCAAUCCAGAGAAGCUUUCCUCCAUCCAUGGUCAACUUCAGACUCAACCCACCCACCUGCCUUAUUUCCUCGUCAAGAAAGAAGCGUCUGGAGACGUCAUAAUCGCGCCUGUAGAAGACUACGAAAAGUUCUACGCGUCAGUCCCACCUGAAGCACAAACCAUUGCCUUCGUGGACCCAUCUGCAGAUCCCUCGAAUCCUGGCUGGCCAUUGCGCAACCUCCUCGCCUACCUCCGCGCUCUAUAUCCUGCCACCACUUCAACAGUCCGCAUCCUCCGCUGGCGCGACUCUGAACCGCCCUCUCCCAGCGCAACUUGGAAGAGUCAGAUCGGCACGUUGUCUGUCGCAGCUGCUGCAAGCCUGUCCUCAGAACGCCCUUCUGCGGUUGGAUGGGAGAAGAACCCUCAAGGCAAACUCGGUCCCCGUCUUGCUGAUCUGGCUCCUAUGAUGGACCCAACGAGCUUGGCUGCACAGGCCGUCGAUCUCAAUCUGAAGUUGAUGAAAUGGCGAAUUCUGCCUUCCCUUGAUCUGGAGAAGAUUUCGACGACAAAGUGCCUGCUAUUGGGUGCUGGAACGCUGGGGUGCUAUGUGGCUCGCGCUCUGAUGGGGUGGGGCGUCCGCACAAUAUCUUUUGUCGAUUCUGCAAAAGUAUCUUUCUCGAAUCCCGUCCGGCAACCACUCUUCGAGUUCACAGACUGUCUCGAGGGUGGAAAACCGAAGGCCGAAUGCGCAGCAACGAGCCUAAAGAAGAUCUUCCCUGGCAUCAAUGCGACUGGUCAUUCGCUAUCAAUACCCAUGCCUGGACACCCUAUCCCUUCAAAUCCUGCUUCGCUAGCUCAGGCCAAAGCUGAUGUCGCAAGGCUAGAGAAACUUAUUGACGAGCAUGACGCGGUGUUCUUGUUGAUGGAUUCGAGGGAAAGUCGAUGGUUGCCUACGGUUAUUGCAGCUGCCAAAGGAAAGAUCGUCUUGAACGCAGCUCUAGGUUUCGACACCUUCCUCGUGAUGCGACAUGGAGCUCGUGCGUCUUCUCUAACCACUGGACAUAAUGGAAAGCCACAUCAAAAACUUGGAUGCUAUUACUGCAACGACAUCGUCGCGCCUGCAGACUCCCUCACUGACCGAACUCUCGACCAAAUGUGCACCGUCACCAGGCCGGGCCUCGCCCCAAUUGCGGCCGCAACCGCUGUCGAGCUGCUCUCCUCCCUCCUGCAACACCCCGACCAACUCUUCGCACCCGCACCUCCUCCUGCCACUUCCUCGGCCACAGCCUCGAACCCAGAAGAUGGCACCUCCAGCGUGCUCGGGCUCGUCCCGCACCAGCUACGCGGGUUCCUAGGGCAGUUCCGGACGAUGCCACUCGUUGGGGCCGCGUACGACAAGUGCACAGGAUGUAGCGAGACAGUGCUCAAGGCAUAUGAAGAACAGGGCUUUGAGAUGCUUGUAAAGGCUUUUAACGAUGCAAAGUUCUUGGAGACAUUGACGGGGUUGGAUAAGCUGUUUGACGAGAGCGAGGCGGCUCUGGAGAGUGUCGAGUGGGAGGAGGAGGGUGAAGACGAUUUCUAG